CGGACCCGGGCCGGGACGCAGCCUCUCUGGGCGCCAGCAGCUGGGCAAGGCAGCGGCCAUGGGGCUGGAGACCGAGAAGGCCGACGUGCAGCUCUUCAUGGACGACGACACCUACAGCCACCACAGCGGCGUGGACUACGCGGACCCCGAGAAGUUCGUGGACUCAGCACAGGACCGGGAUCCGCACCGGCUCAACUCGCAUCUCAAGCUGGGCUUCGAGGAUCUGGUCGCAGAGCCUGUGACUACGCACUCAUUCGACAAAGUGUGGAUCUGCAGCCAUGCCCUCUUCGAAAUCAGCAAAUACGUGCUCUACAAGUUCCUGACCGUCUUCCUCGCCAUCCCCUUGGCCUUCCUCGCGGGCAUUCUCUUUGCCACCCUCAGCUGUCUGCACAUCUGGAUUUUAAUGCCUUUUGUAAAGACCUGCUUAAUGGUCCUUCCCUCAGUGCAGACAAUAUGGAAGAGUGUGACAGAUGUUGUCAUUGCCCCAUUGUGUACAAGCGUGGGACGCUGCUUCUCUUCUGUCAGCUUGCAACUGAGCCACGACUGAACACUUAGACUCCGAAUGGAGAUUUGGAUACUGCUCGACUUCUUUGUUGCUGUAACAUAAAAACACUACUGUUCUGUUCAUCGCCAAACUAUUCUCAUUAAGAAGAAUGUUAAUAUGGUCAUCCACAUUUAUAAAUGCUUCAUGGGGAGAUGUUUUUGUCCCAAUUAAUAGCCAAGGAUGUCAAAUCUAAUUUUAUAACAGGAACUAUAUAGUAGGUUGGCAACACAUAAUUUUAAAGGCAGACAGUAUUUGCUUUUGUAUGGAAAUGCAUUUUAUACUGAUGGAUUGAUAAUGAUCAUGGGAUAUUUUCUUUAAAAUAUUACAAUAAUUUUGUGCACAACUACUCAUAAAAGCAUGUGACUUCUAUUUUACUCCUGAAGUAAUGUUUUUAAAUUGCUUUUAUAGAUUUGAUUAUCAGGAAAGCUAAAGGUAGCAUAUACCAACAUACUAGAAAGUGCAGGCAGUAACAAAAGUGUAUAGUGAUGAGAGUAAUUAUUAAAUAUAAAAAGAAAAGUAAAUGUGAAACAAUCACAAAAAUAUAUUCAAGAUAAUUGUUAAUCUGCAAGCAUAUUUAAUAAGAUGGUUCAUUUUACUGUAUAUGUUGUACUUUAUGUAAAUGUUGCUCUAAUAAGAUUGAUUUAAAACA
This is a messenger RNA of Jaculus jaculus (lesser Egyptian jerboa), 1193 nucleotides long. RefSeq names its product caveolin 2 (gene Cav2). Gene Ontology annotation, molecular function: protein kinase binding; molecular adaptor activity. Gene Ontology annotation, biological process: caveola assembly; positive regulation of MAPK cascade; insulin receptor signaling pathway. Lineage: Eukaryota; Metazoa; Chordata; Mammalia; Rodentia; Dipodidae. Gene Ontology annotation, cellular component: Golgi apparatus; cytoplasmic vesicle; perinuclear region of cytoplasm. The record is from RefSeq and is a predicted model, not a curated record. The coding region runs from base 59 to 547 and encodes 162 amino acids. The transcript is spliced from 3 exons.